Messenger RNA from Prosopis cineraria, 1645 nucleotides. RefSeq names its product BAHD acyltransferase DCR-like. The record is from RefSeq and is a predicted model, not a curated record. The transcript has a single exon. NCBI's taxonomy places the organism in Eukaryota, Viridiplantae, Streptophyta, Magnoliopsida, Fabales, Fabaceae. Bases 78 to 1472 code for a protein of 464 amino acids.
UAUCCAACUUCCACAUAACCUCCACAACUUCCAACUGUCUUUUGAUUCACUUCUCGAAACCCAUCCAAAAAAAAAAAAUGCCUUCAUCCUCCACCACCGUCGUCUCCAAAUGCACUGUCUACCCUAGCCAGCCCUCCUUCCUCAAAUCCCUCAAGCUCUCCGUCUCCGACCUCCCCAUGCUCUCUUGUCACUACAUUCAAAAGGGAAUCCUCCUCCCUCCUCCUCCUUUCUCCUUCCCUGACCUCCUCCACUCUCUCAAGCGCUCUCUUUCCGUUACUCUCUCCUUUUUUCCCGCCCUCGCCGGCCGCCUCUUCACUGAUUCCGACGGCUACGUUCAUAUUCUGUGCAACGACGCUGGCGUCGAUUUCAUCCACGCCUCCGCCAAACACCUCGCCACUCCUUCCAUCCUUUACUCUCCCACCCUCACUGACGUCCCAUGUUGCUUCAAGCAGUUCUUCGCCUACAGCAAGACUAUCUCCUACUCUGGCCACACUCUCCCCCUCGUCGCCGUCCAAGUCACCCAACUUGCCGAUGCGGUCUUCAUCGGAUGCACUGUUAAUCACGCCGUUGUCGACGGCACUUCCCUCUGGCAUUUCUUCAACACCUUCGCUGAGAUCUGCAAAGGAGCCAAGAUUUCCAAUUCCCCCGACUUCACUCGCGACACCGUUUUCAACUCCAGCGCCGUGCUUAAAGUUCCGGUCGGCGGCCCCAAGGUCACCUUCGACGACGAGCAGCCGUUGAGGGAAAGAGUGUUCCAUUUCAGCAGGGAGGCUAUUCAAAAACUUAAGCUCAGAGCUAAUAACUGUGGCGCGAACGGUUUCGCGGGUUCUACGGAGUUCGUUGAAAAGCGAGUUAACGGCGAGAUCACGCCUGUCACGGCGAAUGGCAUAAUCCCUAAGACGGAAGAGAUCUCGUCGUUUCAAUCGUUGUCCGCACAGCUGUGGCGUUCGGUGACACGUGCGAGGAAGUUGGACCAGCGAAAAGCGUCGACGUUUCGCAUGGCGGUGAACUGCCGGUGCCGUCUGGAGCCGAAGAUGGACGCUUAUUACUUUGGGAACGCGAUUCAGAGCAUCCCGACCGUUGCAGAGGUCGGAGAGAUUCUGUCUAGGGAUCUACGGUGGUGUGCUGAUCUGCUGCACAAAAACGUCGUCGCACACGACGACGCUACGGUGCGACGUGGCAUAGAGGAUUGGGAGAAGGCACCCAGGUUGUUUCCGCUGGGAAACUUCGAUGGUGCUUCAAUGACCAUGGGUAGCUCUCCGCGUUUUCCCAUGUACGACAAUGACUUUGGGUGGGGCCGACCAUUGGCCAUUCGGAGCGGGAAGGCCAACAAGUUUGACGGCAAGAUCUCAGCGUUCCCAGGGAGGGAAGGAAACGGGAGCGUUGACUUGGAAGUCGUUUUGGCGCCCGAAACGAUGGCGGGGCUUGAAAACGACAUGGAGUUCAUGCAGUACGUCACGGGAACGGUGUGAGCCGUUACUGCAUAGUGAAUCUAGAGAAUACGUCAAGGAAUAGCCAUGGUUCGAUCUCGCGUUGUGGUCACCGUGUGGGUGGCGGGAGCAUUUUGCCACAAAGUUUAUGUACAACUGCAAGGUGUCUCCGUAGCCUUUUAUUCAACCAAAAAAAAUAAAAAAUUUAUGUACAA